AUGAAAUUAAAUAUACUGGGCAACUGGUCGGAGAGCGAUGGGUGGCGUUUCGAUCCACGAUACGCGAAUCGCUGGGAUUUCGACAUCGACCCAGACGCAGAGGACCUGGCCGGCUUGCAUCUUCGAGUCGUCGUUUAUCUGGAGGAGCCAUUUGUGAUGAAGACGGCCUCGGGUGGAUAUGAGGGUUUCUGUAUCGAUUUGCUCAAUGAAAUGGCUAGGUUUUUAAAGUUCAACUACACGAUCAUCGAGGUUGUUGAUGGGAGCUAUGGGAUUGAGGAUGACUCGGGUCGAUGGAACGGUAUCAUCGGAGUUCUACAGAGACACGAAGCCGAUCUCUCCGUCUCAGCUGUCACCAUCACGUAUAGCCGAGUAGAAGUGAUUGAUUUCACCCUUCCCUUCAUGCAUUUGGGCAUCUCGAUUCUGUUGGCAAGAUCACAAGAGGAUUCUUCUCGUGGUUCCCUUUUCACUUUCCUCGAGCCACUCUCGUUGUCAGUUUGGGUGGCACUCAUCGGUGCCUAUCUUUCCGUUUCGUUCACGAUGUUCCUCUUGGCGAGAUUUAGUCCUUAUGAAUGGUAUGACAUUGAGAAGAUCGACGAGAGAGAUCCAUCGAUCGAGAAUCAGAAAAAUCAGUUCACCAUUCUGAACUCUCUGUGGUUUGCCGUUGGAUCGCUGAUGCAACAGGGAUCCGACGUGAUUCCGAGAGCCGCCGCUACGAGAGUUGUUGCGGUGAUUUGGUGGAUGUUUACUCAAAUCCUCAUCUCUUCAUACACGGCUCAACUGGCCGCUUUUCUCACCGUCGAGCGAAUGACGACACCAAUUGAGAGUACAGCUGAUCUGGCUAGUCAAACGAAAAUCAGAUAUGGAACUUUGAAAAGCGGUAGCACGAUGGACUUCUUUCGAGAGAGCAAGAUUCCGAUCUAUGAGAGAAUGUGGUCAAUCAUGGAAUCCUCGUCACCAACCGUUUUCGUGAACAGCAGCCGGGAAGGGAUUGCAAGGGUUAAAGCUGGUAACUAUGCCUACAUGAUGGAAUCCUCAAUGCUGGAGUACUACAUGGAAAGAGACUGUGAAUUGCAACGGAUCGGCGGACUUCUCGAUUCAAAAGGUUACGGUAUCGCGUUGCCGAAGGGAUCCCCGUUGAGGGAUAUCAUGUCGGGGACAAUCCUUCAACUACAAGAGAAAACUAUUCUUGAGGGACUCAAAAAUAAAUGGUGGAGAGAUCGGAGAGAUGGUCCCUCCUGCACAUCACCGGGUGAAACGCCACAAGCGCACUCGCUGCAAAGUGUUUUUGGCAUUUUCUAUGUACUGAUCACGGGUCUUCUAGUAGCUUUGUUGAUGUCAAUUGGAGAAUAUUGUAUCGAGGCGCGUCAGGAUUCGUAUCGUCUCAAGUUGACGAUACUGGGAAAGUUCGUCGAAUGGUAUAAAAGGUGCACAAGAGCUGGCAGAAUGGCAAGGAAUCGGCAAAAAUUGCUUAACAUCAACCUGGACACUGCCGGAGUUGAGCAACCGCUACGUGGCACUCCGACAGCGCCAGUCAAUGAGGUGAACAUGUGUGUGAUUAGAGAGCCAUCAAUGUCGAGGGAGUCCCUCAGAAGAUUGAGUCGAAUGAUGCCCGCUGGUGAGGAGAGUUUACUUCAACGGAAGAAAAGAAAUAGCUCUGUUGGCUCACUCACA
Mesorhabditis belari is the source of this 1671-nucleotide messenger RNA. The record is from the annotation of a GenBank genome assembly. NCBI's taxonomy places the organism in Eukaryota, Metazoa, Nematoda, Chromadorea, Rhabditida, Rhabditidae.